AUCUUUAUUGUUUUCGCAAGCGAUUUUUAUGUGAACACAGAAUCAUCGCAAAAAGUGUCCAAUACAUAUUCACGGCGCUCUUUCAUAAUGCAUAUUAUAAGCAACAAACAUCCCAAUGGGAAAUAAACCAAUCAACUGUUUUGUGAGACUGAUUUCCCUGUCAUGUUCAUGCUCAUAUCAUCCGUGCUCGUGCGGUCGCCGAUGAACUGUGAGCCGAUGAGUUAAUAUGCAGGCUUAUCCACGUGAAAUCCCUGUACAGAACGGUCGGAUAGUGAUUGAGCGUGCAGGUGCCACCUCUUCGGCUGCCAAGCGGACUAACACCACACGCGAAGUUAGGAUACGUCGAUACACCACUGAUUCUUCGUUCAGCGACUUACCUCGUCCAUUUACUGGAGUGGACAUACGUGAUCAGGAUUCCAAUGCUGCCUAUCUACUUACACCGCAUGGUGGCCAACUCAGACCGGCCUACUCUGAGGUUGAAGGUCUGGAUAGGUUCGCGCAGAAAGAUUCACAGGAAGAGAGUCUUAGGGAGAUUGAGGCAUCCAAGGCCUCAGAUCUCCAAACAGAACAAAUCUCCUAUACAAGCUCAACAAAAUAUAACAACUUGCAAUUGGAACGACCAAGAGAUGGAAUAACGCCAUUCGAGCAACUCAAAAAAGACUUCGAACGGUGCUCUCCAUAUAAGUCUGAGGUGAGAGCGGGAAAACGCAUUGGCUUUUAUCGUCUCAUACUGGAUAUAGGUCGUGGAAACUUCUCAAAAGUGAAGCUAGCAACUCAUACAAUUCUGAAUGCGGAAGUUGCGGUCAAGGUGAUAGACAGGACGAAAUUUGAUGCGAAAACAAGAAGGUUGCUCUCACAGGAGCUGGCCAAUAUGGAACGUCUGGACCAUCCUAAUAUUAUUCGCGUUUUUGAAUUCCAUGAAUUCCCAGAUCGCUGGUAUCUGAUUAUGGAAUAUGCUCCAGUAGGCGAACUCCAAUCCUAUCUCAAACGACACGGCCGAAUGGAAGAUACGGCUGCAAAGAACAUUUCCGCACAAAUUGUAUCUGCCCUCAAACACAUGCACGAGCGUGGUGUAGUUCACCGUGACCUAAAGGCGGAAAACGUACUGUUCGUGGCAAGUGGAAUUGUGAAGGUUGGUGACUUUGGCUUUUCAAAAAAGAUCAACCGAGAAGAUGCCUUGACGACGUUUUGUGGUUCGCCUCCUUACGCUGCCCCCGAAUUGUUUGUUGCAGAUUCUUACACAGGUCCUGCAGUAGACCUUUGGGCUCUUGGAGUGCUUAUAUUCUAUAUGGUUGCUGGGCAGCUUCCAUUUCGUGGCGAUUCAAUCGGGAAAAUUAAGCGACUAGUUUUGGAUGGGCAAUACGUCGUACCAGCCCAUGUAAACCAAAACUGCAAACAAUUAAUCAAUGGUCUGUUGUGUCAAUCAACCCAGAAACGAUUUGACAUUUGUCAGACCGAACAGUGCAACUGGUUUUCUAAUCAGGACUGGUUUCAACGCUCGCAUGAGUGUAAUCCAUCACCAAACCAGAUAAGUGACAAGCAGGUUCGUGAUCUGUUACGUCAGUGGUGGGAUGUAGAUGAUGCUGAAUUGCGCAAAGCUCUUGACGAAGGUCCUCAAAACGGCCUCACUGGCAUCUACAGAAUUCUCCAAGUUCAUGGUAAGAAGUUCGUCGAAGGGAAGGUCCCAUUUAUGCCCAAAAAAUCGUCCAAAAAAUCACGUGAGAAGAAGUCAUUGCCACCGAACGGUGAAACAGUGAAGCACAAGAAACAUCACAAAACCACCCUGAAGCAAACUGAAGAGGUGACCACUGUUGACCUACGAGAUAAAAAUGCGCUCAAGGGUAAAAUGCAUAAAGCGGAAGAUGAACACACCUCAAAGACAUGUUUACUUCUGUGAUACAUGGAGACUCCAACUGUACAAAGCACUUUUAUCUGUUGUUCAUCUGAUGCUUCCUCCCCCCACAAUAUCCCUCAAACUUCUUUUGCGUAAAAUCGACCAAAUUCAUGUCUAAUUUGCCUGUAAUGAAAUACGCUUCUAUUGUUUUCGCAGAAGCGAAUGCUUUUUCAAGUAGGUCUUUUUGUUGUCUUUGUAUAUCGCCCUAUUUUCGCAUACACACACACACACCAAUCAUAUCAAAAAUCUCCGAAAUCAUUUCAAGGCCGGUCCUGCAAUAACUAACCGUCGCUUUUUCGUCACACCAGUGCAAGAGUAAAAUAUUGGUUUCUUAUCCCAAUUUUGUCAUAAUGUUAUUUUGAGGAAAAUCAUCCUGAUCUUGACAAUUUUAUUAUUUGGUCCAGUGAAGGAGUGUUUAUUUUUUCGUCAGUUUGACCACCAACCUUUACAUGCAGUAAUAAACAGUACCAGCAUCAAUCUGUGUUCCG
This is a messenger RNA of Opisthorchis viverrini, 2382 nucleotides long. RefSeq lists its product as hypothetical. The record is from RefSeq and is a predicted model, not a curated record. Gene Ontology annotation, biological process: intracellular signal transduction; microtubule cytoskeleton organization; protein phosphorylation. Gene Ontology annotation, cellular component: cytoplasm. Lineage: Eukaryota; Metazoa; Platyhelminthes; Trematoda; Opisthorchiida; Opisthorchiidae. Bases 227 to 1897 code for a protein of 556 amino acids. The transcript is spliced from 4 exons. Gene Ontology annotation, molecular function: tau-protein kinase activity; ATP binding; protein serine/threonine kinase activity.